Ceratosolen solmsi marchali is the source of this 624-nucleotide messenger RNA. Its product is annotated as frequenin-1. Gene Ontology annotation, molecular function: calcium ion binding; calcium sensitive guanylate cyclase activator activity. The coding region runs from base 49 to 624 and encodes 191 amino acids. The record is from RefSeq and is a predicted model, not a curated record. The transcript has 7 exons. NCBI's taxonomy places the organism in Eukaryota, Metazoa, Arthropoda, Insecta, Hymenoptera, Agaonidae.
AGAGCUACUUUAAGUCAAGCAUAAUCAAGCUCAAGUUACGUCGCAAACAUGGGCAAGAAGAAUAGUAAGCUGAAGCAAGACACUAUCGACCGAUUGACAACGGACACCUAUUUUACCGAAAAGGAAAUUAGACAGUGGCAUAAGGGCUUUCUCAAAGACUGCCCCGAUGGAUUACUCACGGAGCAGGGCUUCAUUAAAAUUUACAAACAAUUCUUCCCGCAUGGCGAUCCCUCGAAAUUUGCUUCCCUGGUUUUUCGUGUCUUUGAUGAAAAUAACGACGGGACGAUAGAAUUCGAGGAGUUCAUUAGGGCGCUCUCUGUGACGUCGAGGGGAAACUUGGAUGAAAAGCUACAUUGGGCUUUCCGUCUCUACGAUGUCGAUAACGACGGCUUCAUCACCCGAGAUGAGAUGUACAACAUUGUCGACGCGAUCUAUCAAAUGGUGGGUCAGGCUCCACAAGCGGAAGACGAGAAUACGCCACAGAAGAGAGUCGAUAAGAUCUUCGAUCAGAUGGACAAGAAUCACGACGAUAAGCUAACUCUCGAGGAAUUCCGAGAAGGCAGCAAAGCCGAUCCACGAAUCGUCCAGGCCUUAUCGCUCGGUGGGCCGCCUAUCGACGGCUGA